This is a messenger RNA of Metopolophium dirhodum (rose-grain aphid), 4093 nucleotides long. RefSeq names its product protein yippee-like 1 (gene Ypel). The record is from RefSeq and is a predicted model, not a curated record. The coding region runs from base 357 to 716 and encodes 119 amino acids. Lineage: Eukaryota; Metazoa; Arthropoda; Insecta; Hemiptera; Aphididae. The transcript has 5 exons.
CGCGCGUGUUGUUUUGUGUUCAUUCGUCAGCUGUUCGCCGCACUAGACGAGCGCACUUCGCUGCGGUCCGCUUUGUUGUCCACACGCACGUAUCUGUGCCGAGCGUUUUUCCGUUUCCUGUCACGUCGUCAUCGUCGUUUCCCCGUCGAGUCUCCGACACCGACAGCGAGUCGACUACGUCGUGGUCAUAGCUACCUCCGACAACGCCGUUACACUGUCCGCCGCCGACGCCGUUGUCGCAGCGAUUUGCCGACAGACGACACAGCAGCCGCCGUCGUCGUCCGCGCAGUUACACUGGAUGCAUUUGAACUUCAUGUUUCAACCCGUAACCGAGUACCGCUGACUAGAGCAUCAUCAUGGUCAAGACGUUUCAGGCGUAUCUGCCGGACUGCCACAGGACAUACUCUUGCAUUCACUGCAGAGCACACCUGGCAAAUCACGACGAACUUAUAUCCAAGUCUUUUCAAGGCAGUCAAGGAAGAGCAUACCUUUUCAAUUCUGUUGUAAACGUUGGAUGCGGCCCGGCAGAAGAAAGGAUUUUGUUGACCGGACUGCAUGCGGUCGCCGAUAUAUAUUGUGAAUGCUGUAAGACCACCCUGGGUUGGAAAUACGAACACGCGUUCGAAUCCAGCCAGAAGUACAAGGAGGGCAAGUACAUAAUCGAAAUGGCACACAUGAUCAAAGAAAACGGCUGGGAGAGCCCGCCGAAGAAAUGAACUCCUAUCGUCUUUCUAUCUAUCUCUCUAUCUCUCUGUCUUUCCCGCCAUGCGUUUUUCUCUCGUCAAAUAUCUCUUUGUUUUUCCCUAUCCGCCCCCUUCACCCAAACGUCCAACCUCUCCGAAAAGUUCACUGUCUCACUCUCUCCCUCCCCUCCCCCUUUUUUCGUUCAUCCGACCUCGAAAAGUUUGACGUUUUUCCGGACAAUCCGCAGCGGUUGGUAUUGCCGACCGUUGCUGUUUACCGUGACCGCGAUAACCGUUAUCGCAGAGUUAUGGCCACAACGAAGGCGAAUACAAUAAUAUUCACGGCUGUCAUAAUAUUUUCGCCAUCGUCCUAGCUCCGCUCGAUAUGCAAAUGCGCAAACGAUCACCGGUAAAUGACGGAGGGAAAUCUCAAUUAAUACGCCGGAGUUAACGUUAGACGGUUAGCUUACGGUCUUAUUAUAAUUAUUAAUGUAGCAGUAAUUAACUAAUGGUGUACCUAUUUAUAAUAUUAAGUAUUUAUGUGAUAACGUGAUCGUAUAUAAGAGUAUAUAAGUAAUGUCGGCACUGUAAUUCGGUUUCAAAAGAAAUACACAAAAUUAGAGAUGUAUACACAAUACACACCUCCCAAAGCUUUUUCGAUACAUAUAUAUUAUAUAUUUAUCAUUAUGGCCAUAAAAACAGAUUUAUCGGUUUAUUGAUAUUUUGAAAUAGUGAAAAAAAUAAUUAUAAGUAUAAUAAUAUAUUUCUUGAGUUGUACAAAUAACAUUGAUAAAAUAAUAUUUAUUUAUUUAUUUUAUCUCGAUCUGUUCAUUAUAAUAAUGAGCUAUAUUUGUAUUAUUAUACAACGAAAAUCGAUAAUUAUUACUAUAUAUUAUAUAAUAUAAAUUAUAAAUUCGAAAAAUUAACGCAGGGUUUCGUUUUAAAACAUUGUUUUCGUAAAACUAAUUUCAAUUUUAUUUUUGUUUAAAUAUUUGUUCUUUAACAAAUAGAUCCGGUCAACGGCGUAUUGCUUGGUAAGAAUUUUGAGAAAAUAAUAUUUUUAUUUUGUAUUUUUGUGUUAUUUAAAUUCGUUUAAGAUAAUAUACUAAGACUAACCAUAAAACUACUAACCCUUUAAAAAAUUUUAAAAAAAAACUAAAUUCUUGAUAAAAAAAAUUUAAAUUAAAUCGUGCUGCUUACAAUAAUCUACCGGUUCUUAUAAUAUACAUAAUAUAGCAUAUAAUAAUAUCACUAUGUUGCAUAGAUAAAUUAAAUAAACAUGAUAUAUAAUAUUACAUACAAUUAACACAUUUUUUAUCCGUCGACUUUAUCUCGUAAUAAAUUGUAUUAACAACAUCGUAUCGGUUGGUAGGUACAGUAUUUUCAUAUAGUUUAGCUUAAUACAAUUAUCGGUAUAAAUGUUAUUUUCACAUACAGAUUACUGAGUGUCCUUAUUAGUAUAAUAUGCGGUUAGGUUUUAUUUUCACGAACGGAGUAAUUGUGUGACACGACGUUUUUUUUUUUAUCACGGAAGCACCGUUACUAAAAUUCAUCUAUACCAUAAUAUACUAAUGGACUAAUGGACACCAUGUAAUAGUGCGCGUGUGUACGUCGUCUUGGUAAUGAUUAUAUGUAGGUAGAUAAUUGUACUUUAGCAUUAAAGCGUAUAUAAGUAGUAUUGUAUUUAAAGCCAAAAUAAUUUUAAAAUAUAAUAAUAAUAAGUACUGUAUCCAAUAUUAUAUGAUAUUAAUGGUAGUAUUUAUAAUAAUAAGAUAUUAUUUUUUAUAUUUACAAUGUAGUGCUACUUCAAAUCAUUGUACUUAAAACUAAAACUGGUCUCAAAAAUAAAAAAAACAAAAAAAAAUUCAAAAAAAAAACAUUGAAAGAGUUAGUCACUCUAAAUCCAUCGCUAUGUUAGCAAUUUAAAAAAGAAAACUUCCAUUUUAUUUUUGUCAUCGACUCGAUUUUUUUUUCAACUAUAUUAUUUUGUAUUUUUUUUUUUUUAUUAUUAUUAAAGUUCCUGUGAAAACAACAAACUUUUCCGCUUGUCCUUGACAAAACUGAUCUCAAAAUAUAAUAACAUAUGUUUUAUUAUGUUUUUAUUAACUAACAGAAUGGGCGAGUUAUAUGAAUAUUUUACUGGAAACGUAAAAUCCUGUAUACUGGACCAAUGGAGAUGCAACUAGCACAACUCUGUUAUUUAUAUAAUAUAUGAUCAUCUGGGGAAUCGUUUGUUAUAAUAUGCGUUCUCGUCCUAAUAAAUAUAUUUCCGAGCCACAUCUUGUGAGAUUUGCCUAUGACUUUGUGCGUAUUCACUGAGAAUCAUUACAAACUGAUCAAGUGCCUAACACAUAAUUUUUAAAUAUUAUCCAACUAUAUCGAUAUUAUCGAUCGAUAAAUAUUGAUUCAUCGCGGACGAGUAGAAAUAUUUAUAAUGUAUAAUUAUAUAUAUUUAUCAUAUUGUCAGGUUCAUAUUUUCAAAUAGAAAUUUGUUUUCUCUCUUUUUUUUAGUUAGUUCACUUUCUUUUUUUUUGACUAGUAGGUACUCAUGUCCAUUCACGUAAUCGAUGACCAACCCUGAUCCCUUUGUUUUCCAUGAUCAGUAGACAUAAUGUAUUUUAUACAAUAUAUCUAUCUCUUCACUUUUACUAUUAUUAUUUUAUAACUUUUUAAAAUAUCUAGUCUAGUACCUAUUAUAAUAUAUUUCAAUAGCAUAAUUAUUAUUCGUGUUUCAGUAGGUUUUCACUUGGAAAUUAAUAAGAACUAUUUUAUUAUUAUCGUUAGUCUAAUCAAUAAUAGUGAGAUGUAAUGUGUUAGGGAUCAAAUUACGUAUUAUAUGUAUUAUAAGUUAUUAUGUAAUAAAAGUAUUUGAAUGUAUAAGAUAGAGUUCUGUGUGCUUUUAUUACUAUAAUUGUAAGCACAUAAAAAACCCCCCAUUAAAACUUACUUAUAGUGUUGCUAUAUUUCCAAAAACUAAUAAUUUAAUAUUAGCUGUAUUUUUGUGUAAUACACGUCAAAAGUAUUCAGAUUAUUUUAAAUAUUUGACAAGAAAAUCAUUUCUGUUUAAAAAUAAAUUAAAAAUACAUCAAUACCUACCUAUGCUAUAACUAUAAUAUAUACAUACGUAUUAAAAAAUAUGUCUACAUCUGUUUUUCCGAUGUUGGAAAUAUAGGAAGUAUUGAUGCUAUCUAAAAAAAAAUUUUUUGUUGUUUAAGUUUUAUAAAUAAUAUUAUUAUUAAGUUAUUUUAACGUAUUGUUUUUUAAAAAUUUUAUACUUAACAUCUAUAUGUUUAAUGUUUAUAUAUUAAGUUUCGAUUUAGGAACGUUAACCUAUUAUUUUGAGUUGUGAUUUUUUUUUCAAAAUGUGUAUGAUAAUUAAAUAAAAAACAUUAUUUGUGAGUAAUGCAUUU